AUGAGGCACCUCGUCGCGAUCCAGGAACUGGACGGCAGCAACCAGGCUCGGUUGCUCAAGGCUUUUGAUGUAAUCUACGAGGGCUUCUGGAAGAGACACGAGGAAACCUACAGCCCGAACGUUUUUAUGCCGAUUUUGCGUCACGUGUUGGGGACAAGUGAUGCCGCAACCGUGGCUGAGAUGGCUGGGAAGGAAGCCAAAUCAGCUCUGCUCCGGAACACAGAGAACGCAUUCCAGGACGGCGCCUUUGGCAUUCCUUGGAUGGUCUGCACAAACAGCCAAGGCCAAAAGCAAUCCUUCUGGGGAGUUGACCAUUUAUGCCAGGUCGCAAACUUUCUCGGACUACCGCAGCCAGCUACGCCAGGCUGGAAGGCUGCGUUGUAA
Cordyceps fumosorosea ARSEF 2679 is the source of this 384-nucleotide messenger RNA. Its product is annotated as Thioredoxin-like fold protein. Bases 1 to 384 code for a protein of 127 amino acids. Gene Ontology annotation, cellular component: mitochondrion; peroxisome. NCBI's taxonomy places the organism in Eukaryota, Fungi, Ascomycota, Sordariomycetes, Hypocreales, Cordycipitaceae. Gene Ontology annotation, molecular function: glutathione peroxidase activity; glutathione transferase activity. The transcript has a single exon. The record is from RefSeq and is a predicted model, not a curated record. Gene Ontology annotation, biological process: glutathione metabolic process.